AUGCAAUGCUUGUGCUGCGCAGAAAACCAGAGACCUCACUGUUGCGAAAUUGGUGACUCGGGCUUGUGCGAGCUGGAUAUUUGCGGGAUUUCUUCGGAGAUCGAUUCCAGAGGAGCAGAGGGAAUUGGGCUGGAACAACUCAUUCAGCCAAGGAAUUGGUGUGACAGUGCCCAAGGCAAGAACGCGGGGCAAAUUGAAAACCAGGGGUUUAUACCUCUAAUUUUGGGUUUCUUAAGAAAAUAA
This is a messenger RNA of Ilex paraguariensis (yerba mate), 243 nucleotides long. Lineage: Eukaryota; Viridiplantae; Streptophyta; Magnoliopsida; Aquifoliales; Aquifoliaceae. The record is from the annotation of a GenBank genome assembly.